Molecule: messenger RNA, 1617 nt
Organism: Aspergillus japonicus CBS 114.51
Lineage: Eukaryota; Fungi; Ascomycota; Eurotiomycetes; Eurotiales; Aspergillaceae
Product: putative choline transport protein Ctr
Exons: 5
Coding region: 1-1617 (538 amino acids)
Biological process (GO): transmembrane transport
Cellular component (GO): membrane
Molecular function (GO): transmembrane transporter activity
Source: RefSeq, a predicted model, not a curated record
AUGGUUCAAGUUAAGAAAUCAGGCGAUGUAGCCUCAAGCGAGCCCCAGGCCCCCGAGCCCCGGGUUGAAGAGGGGAAGCCGGGGAGGGAUGCAGACACGCGGCGUCUCGAGGAGAUGGGAUACUCACAGCCAAUGGAGCGAAAGUACUCGGUGCUGUCGGUUCUGGGGGUAGCAUAUUCUCUGACCAAUUCGUGGUGGGGAGUGUCUGCCUCUCUGGUGACUGGCAUCAACUCCGGAGGAUCAGCCCUACUCGUCUACGGGAGCAUUCUGCUGGCCCUAGUCUCCACGGCCGUGGCAGCCACUCUUUCAGAGCUAGUCAGUGCCAUGCCCAACGCUGCCGGGCAGUCAUUUUGGGCCAGGGAGCUGAUUCCUCGCAAAUACGCACGACUUGCCUCCUACAUCACCGGCUGGCUUGCCUGGUCGGGGUCAAUCUUCGCCUUACAGUAUGUGAUAAACAGUUCUGCCAGUGUUGCAUCGGGCGUUGCAUCGGCCUGUGUAGGCUCUUACGCCCUCUCCCAUCCAACACUGGAAAUAAAACCAUGGCACACGCUGGUAGUAUACCAGGUCGUCAACCUCUUCUGUUUUUUCUUCAAUAUAUACGGGCGAACCUUGUCCUUUGUCGGCAAUGCGUGUCUUUGGACCAGCCUAGGUGCCUUCGUUGUCAUUCUCAUUGCGGUUCCUGCGCGUGCUGCAACCCAUACCUCCCCCAACUUCGUCUUUGCCUCCUUCUCCAAUGCUACUGGCUGGAACAAUGACGGCAUUGCGUUUAUCGUCGGAUUGAUCAAUGCGAACUGGGGGUUCAGCGGCCUCGAUGCAGCUGUCCACCUUGCGGAGGAGAUUCAACAUCCCGAGAGAAUGGUACCGAUUGCCAUCAUGGGAGUAAUUGCUAUCGGAUUUGUAACCUCCUUCGCCUUCGUCCUCGCGAUGAUGUUCAGCGUCCAGGACCUUGCCGCGUUUCUGGCAGCCUCCUUCCCCAGUCUGGAGCUCUUUCGUCAAGCUCUGCGCAACGACGCCGGCGCCAUCGUUCUGGAAGCACUGACAAUCGCGACCGGUAUGGGCAACAUGAUCUCUUGCCAUACCUGGGCUGCACGGCUCUGCUGGUCCUUUUCCCGCGACCAUGGCGUCCCCUUUUCAUGGGUGUGGUCCCAGAUUGCUCCCCGCGUUGAGACUCCCUUGGCCGCGCAUACCCUCAACACGAUCAUUGUGGGUGCCAUCGGAUGCAUCUACCUCGCCUCGCAGACGGCUUUCAACUCGAUGGUGACGGGAUGCAUCGUGCUCCCGUACCUAUCCUAUGUAUUGCCGGUAAUGGGUCUUCUGCUCCGUGGCCGUAACAAUAUUCGCCAUGGUCCGUUCUGGCUUGGGGGGCUAGGCCUGUUGGCUAAUUGGGUUUGCCUGGGUUGGAUUCUCUUUACCUGGGUCUUUUACUCAUUUCCUGCGCAGAUGCCCGCUACCACUGGAAAUAUGAAUUACAUCUGCGUGAUAUAUGCCGUCAUUGGUUGCAUCGUUGUCACGGACUGGUUUGCUCGAGCACGCAAGGUAUACUUGUCAAACAUUGCGACGAUCGAUGGGCAAGAGAUAUAUGAGUUCGACGAGGGUCUAGAAAGUUGGUCAGACUAA